AUGGAUAUUCGAUCGUUUUUAAGUAAAAAAAAAUCUGAUGAAGAUAAUGCAUCUGCUGUGCUUGAGCCACACACAUCGAGAAAUACAAGUGUUUCUGCUCAAGUAAAUUCAAACCCGGAAUGUUCUACGUCAAUAAAUACGGUACCUACAUUAACUAUUAAUUAUACGCCAAAUGAUUGUGAGUCAUAUCCAGAUUUAGGAUUUUAUAUUAAUAAAUCAAAUUUAUCAGAUGAACUUAAAUAUAAAUUACUAACAAAACCAAAUGUUCCUUCUGAUAAUUAUGAUUUUAAGAAUGACCGUAUUGCACAAAAAAGGAAUUUUAAAAUAGAAUGGCUUAAACAAUAUCGCUGGUUAGUUUAUUCUAGACAUUUAAAAGGCGGCUUAUGCAAACAUUGUGUUGUUUUUCGUCUUGUCGUUAAAAGAGGAUUAUUAGGAACGUUCAUUAUUGUAAGUGAAUUUACCAAGUAUAAAGAUUUUCAUUUUCACUUAAUAUUUUUAUAUCACUGCCUCCGACAACGUGCACAAUAG
Macrosiphum euphorbiae (potato aphid) is the source of this 528-nucleotide messenger RNA. NCBI's taxonomy places the organism in Eukaryota, Metazoa, Arthropoda, Insecta, Hemiptera, Aphididae. The record is from the annotation of a GenBank genome assembly.